UUUCGUCUAUCGGCAUGUGCGGUCGAAUUACGUGAGAUGUUGAGCGGCCCGGGUAUUGCUGGUCUCCUGCUCACGGUUCUUCUUUUUGGCCUUUUGUGUCCGAAACUGGCCAAUGCGGAAAAUAUCUUGGCCGUAUUCUCGUACACCUUUGGCUCGUCCUACUUGCUGAUUACUCCGUUCUUAAGGAAUCUUGUCCAGCGGGGUCACCAGAUAACAUUGAUAUCGGGCGUUUCGAUUAUGCCCCACAUAGAGGGUGUCCAUAACAUCCGAGUGCCCAAAUUGGAUAUGCUGAUGAAAAUUCUCUUAGAUUUGGAAUAUGAAACCGAUUUAACCAAAUGGACGGAGGCUCAAUUCGUGUCCGAUUACUUUUACAACUGCUCAAAGUUCGUCCUUGAAGAUCCUGGGGUGCAGGAGCUGCUCCACAACGCUAGUGCCAAGUAUUCGCUGAUUAUUUUGGAGGCGACACACAACGAUGCCCUGUACGGAUUUUCGCAGCACUUUAAUGCACCGCUGGUGGGGAUCGCCGCCUACGGAUCGUCCUGGAACAUUGACUUUCUGGUGGGGAACUCGGCGCCAAGUGUCUACGAACCGAUAUCGGCCUUGGGCUACACAGCUGGCCUUAGUCUGAUGGAGAAGUGGCACAACCUAAUCUUCAUUACCGAGGAGCGUUUGGUGGAGCGAUUCAUCUACUUGCCUCGCCAAAAAGAUCUGUACAAGCAACACUUCCCUGGUGCCACCACCAGUAUUCAUAACCUCCGUCGGAGAUUCUCACUGAUCCUGAUCAAUCAGCAUUUCACCAUGGGCCGAGUUCGCAGCAAUGUGCCCAAUAUCGUGGAAGUGGCGGGUAUGCAUCUGGACGAAAAACCAUAUCCUUUGGAUGCGGAACUGAGAAAGAUUUUGGAUGAAGCCAAACAUGGAGUUAUCUAUUUUUCUAUGGGCCUGCAACUUCUGGAGACUUGGUUGCCCCCAGGAAUGCGACCUGCUAUGUCGGGCGCUUUUGCGCAGUUGAAACAACAAGUGAUUUGGAAGAGUGACCAUCCAGAGAUGGUCAACCAGUCAAGGAAUGUCUUUGCUAGAACAUGGUUCCCCCAACGCGCGAUCCUCAAUCAUCCUAAUGUUAAGCUCUUUAUCACCCAUGCUGGUCUUUUGGGCCUUAUUGAAUCCGUUCACUAUGCAGUCCCCCUACUGUGUAUACCUCUGUUCUACGAUCAGUUUCAAAACACCAAGCGAAUGGAGAAGUUGGGCGUGGCCAGGCGGCUGGAUUAUAAAAACCUUCUCCGGGACGAAAUUGUCCUGGCCAUUGAGGAUCUUGUGUACAAUGCUAGUUAUAAACGAAAUGCAAGGGAUUUGUCUCAACGAUUUCAUGACCAACCAAUGUCUGCCAUGGAUACCGCGAUUUGGUGGACUGAAUAUAUCAUGCGGCACAAAGGAGCCGACCACAUGAGAAUCGCAGAGCAGGAAAUGUCCUUGAUGCAAUACUAUAACGUGGAUGUUGUUUCUGUUCUCUUCGGACGAAUCGGACUUAGUGCUAUUAUUGUUAUCUUCCUCGGCUGGAAACUAGUCUCAUUGGCAACAAGACACCUUGAGUACCGAUUCAAUGUGCACUUGGUAAGAUAAAAGUUAAUUAUUAUUGGCAACAGAAAAUCCACGACAUUGCCAAUCGGUCACCUUUUGUUAUAAAAAGUGUGUUAGACAACGGUGUUUUGUGUCAUUUUAGCAUUGUACUUAGGUAAUUUAUAAACCCAAAUAGGUUAAAAUAAAAAACAUUGUAAAA
Molecule: messenger RNA, 1774 nt
Organism: Drosophila mauritiana
Lineage: Eukaryota; Metazoa; Arthropoda; Insecta; Diptera; Drosophilidae
Gene: Ugt303A1
Product: UDP-glucuronosyltransferase 2C1
Exons: 2
Coding region: 37-1617 (526 amino acids)
Molecular function (GO): UDP-glycosyltransferase activity
Source: RefSeq, a predicted model, not a curated record